Aspergillus wentii DTO 134E9 is the source of this 630-nucleotide messenger RNA. RefSeq lists its product as uncharacterized. Gene Ontology annotation, molecular function: protein binding. The record is from RefSeq and is a predicted model, not a curated record. Lineage: Eukaryota; Fungi; Ascomycota; Eurotiomycetes; Eurotiales; Aspergillaceae. The transcript is spliced from 3 exons. Bases 1 to 630 code for a protein of 209 amino acids.
AUGGAACCUACGACAGAAAUAAAGGCGACAACGGAUGGCAUGGAAAAAGUCCUUGUGGGCAAUAUCAAAAAGCUUUUCAGGUCCUCCAAGUAUACCGAUGUGACGAUCAGAACCGACGAUGGAGAAUACAAGGUUCACAAACUCGUCUUAUGCGCCCAGUCAGAAUAUUUCAACCGUCUCUUCGAUGGAAAUUGGAGGGAAUCAAAUCAGAAUACCAUCGAACUGAAAGAUGAUAAACCCGAAGCUGUCAAGGCCAUGAUCCACUCCAUGUAUGGGCUAGACUACGCCACCGUCUGCGCAAACGACUCCCCCAGUUUCCACGCAUCGGUGUGCUGCGUCGCGGAUAAAUACUUGAUGGAUGAAUUGAAAACACAGGCUAGAGCAAAAUACGACUUGGCUGUGCGGAAAUGCCUCAUGGAGAUGGGAGACGACGCGGUCCAGUUAAUUGCAACGCUUUACAACGAGCCUUCCGGCUUUGAUUGCGUCCUGCGCGAGCCCGUCACCGAUAUCUGCGCGAGGCAUAUCAGUUUCUUCUUCGCGUUAGAUAGGUUUCGAGCGGCAUUGCAUGACAUACCGGCCUUUGCGAUUGACAUUAUUUCGGCCGCGGCGAGGAAUAGCUCGGUUAGAUGA